CUCUCUCUCUACAUCAAGAAUGAAAUAUAUUAAUAUAACCAUUAACAAGCUAUGAUAUCAUGAACCAAGUUUGAGUUUGUUUCACCCUUUUAAGGAAAAAAUAUCAGAAAUCAAAGCUUCUAAAAAAUACACUGCUAUAUCUUUGAGAAGAGCUUUCUAACUAUAUAUACUUCAAUUAACACUUCACAAUACUCAUCCAAUCAAUCUCAUCACACAUUGAAAAGAAAAAAAAAAGAAUUCCUUCUUUCUGCUUCAUCAUUUUCAGGAACCCUAGAAAAACAAGGUACUCCUGUCAAAGCAACUUUGGAUCUACAAAGCAAAGAGUUGAAGGAAAUUAAUUAAAGUUGAAGUAUAUAUAUAUAUAUGGAUUCAAUUCAAGAAUUUAUAAACACAUGUAACAUUGAAAACAGCUGCAACUUCAUGAAUAACAACAACAGUAUAAGCAGUACAACAAGCUUAACAACAACAGCAAGUGGAAGUUCUUCAUCAUCAGCUGUUUCAACCAUCACCACCAACACACCAAACAGUAGCAGCCGCUAUGAGAAUCAGAAACGCCGUGAUUGGAACACUUUCGGUCAGUAUCUUAAGAAUCAUCGACCUCCUCUUUCGCUCUCGCGGUGCAGCGGUGCACAUGUUCUUGAAUUUCUCAGGUACCUGGAUCAAUUUGGGAAGACAAAAGUUCACACACCAAUAUGUCCGUUUUAUGGACAUCCAAACCCUCCAGGGCCAUGUCCAUGUCCUCUAAGACAAGCAUGGGGAAGCCUUGAUGCACUAAUAGGUCGUCUUCGUGCAGCCUUUGAAGAAAAUGGAGGAAAACCAGAAGCUAAUCCUUUCGGUGCUCGAGCAGUGAGGCUCUACCUUCGUGAGGUUCGUGAUCUUCAAUCCAAAGCAAGAGGAAUCAGUUACGAAAAGAAGAAAAGAAAGCGUCCACCAUUGCCAACACCACCUCCUACUGCUGCAAACUCAUUAGAUAUCAUCAAUUGACACUCUUCUCUUAAUCAAUGCUCUUUUUAUUAUCAUAUUUAGGGUUUUUAUUUUUAUUUUUAUAAUAAUAUUAUGUGAAAGCUGCUGUGAAAUCUGAUGAUAGAUAUAAGACUGUUUGUUUGUCUUUGGAUUCUGUUUGGUUGCAGAUGAAAAAGUGUUCAAAUUCUGAUAAAUCAUUUAUCUGCUUUUAAAGAUUUAGCAGAGACUGUUAUGUUGCUUGUACUCAUAGUAGACUCGCAGUGGACUGGAAAAGUUGAAGCUAGUCAUCAUAGUGAUUCUCAACAAGGAACCACUUACUUACAAUCACAGUCACAACCAUGGCAUUAUUAUUAUUUAUUAUAUAUGUUUAUAUGUUUUUGUACAAUUAUUCAAUAUGUCAAACUUAGACUUGCAGCA
This is a messenger RNA of Cicer arietinum (chickpea), 1380 nucleotides long. Its product is annotated as protein LIGHT-DEPENDENT SHORT HYPOCOTYLS 4-like. Lineage: Eukaryota; Viridiplantae; Streptophyta; Magnoliopsida; Fabales; Fabaceae. Gene Ontology annotation, cellular component: nucleus. Gene Ontology annotation, biological process: response to light stimulus; mRNA transcription. The record is from RefSeq and is a predicted model, not a curated record.